Molecule: messenger RNA, 4831 nt
Organism: Erinaceus europaeus (western European hedgehog)
Lineage: Eukaryota; Metazoa; Chordata; Mammalia; Eulipotyphla; Erinaceidae
Gene: SLITRK3
Product: SLIT and NTRK like family member 3
Exons: 2
Coding region: 426-3332 (968 amino acids)
Biological process (GO): regulation of presynapse assembly; axonogenesis; positive regulation of synapse assembly
Cellular component (GO): postsynaptic density membrane; GABA-ergic synapse
Molecular function (GO): protein binding
Source: RefSeq, a predicted model, not a curated record
GGAGGCCCAGGGCAGGAACGGUGCGACUAGUGACCACCUCUCGGGGAACCAGCAAAGAAAAAAAGAGCCUGCAGACGCUGAGCCCCGGCUCCCGGGAGCCCUCCGCCCCAGCCCCCCGCCCCGCGUUCCCCCUGCGCAGGCAGCAAGGAGAUCUCCCCGCGCCAGCGCAGCUGCGGGGCUAGGCGCGCAGGCCCCCGGGGCGGAGGCGGCCAGCUUGCGGCGGGGCCCGGCCUCCUGGCGCCAGGUGCGCGCCCUGCUGGCCUCGGAGCUGGGGGGCCCCUCCGGGAUGACAAGAGCCGGGCGGUGGCCUUUCUAAAAGUUGGCGGCCACAGCCAGAGGAGGACAAGGAGGAGGAGAAGCUGCCGGGGCCCCCCCACGAUGGAGAGCCCGCAGCCUGACCGAGAUUUUGUAAUCAACCAGGAAGGAUGAGAGCUUCCAUAGCUGAGGUGCUCCACAGAGGGAGGAUGCUGUGGAUAAUUCUUCUAAGCACAAUUGCUCUGGGCUGGACUACUCCUAUCCCCCUCAUAGAGGACUCAGAGGAAAUUGAUGAACCCUGUUUUGAUCCCUGCUACUGUGAAGUUAAGGAAAGCCUCUUUCAUAUACAUUGUGACAGCAAAGGAUUUACAAACAUCAGCCAGAUCACUGAGUUCUGGUCGAGACCUUUCAAACUCUACCUACAAAGGAAUUCCAUGAGGAAAUUGUACACCAACAGUUUUCUUCAUCUGAAUAAUGCCGUGUCCAUUAACCUGGGCAACAAUGCCUUGCAGGACAUCCAGACGGGGGCUUUCAACGGUUUGAAGAUCCUCAAAAGGUUGUAUUUGCAUGAAAACAAGCUAGAUGUCUUCAGGAAUGACACCUUCCUUGGUCUGGAAAGUCUGGAAUACCUGCAGGCAGAUUACAAUGUCAUUAAGCGGAUUGAAAGCGGGGCCUUCCGGAACCUCAGCAAGUUGCGGAUCCUGAUUCUAAAUGAUAACCUCAUCCCUGUGCUGCCAACCAACUUGUUUAAGGCCGUCUCCCUGACUCACCUGGAUCUCCGCGGGAACCGGCUGAAGGUUCUUUUCUAUAGAGGGAUGCUGGACCACAUCGGCAGGAGCCUGAUGGAGCUGCAGCUGGAGGAGAACCCCUGGAACUGCACCUGCGAGAUUGUGCAGCUCAAGAGCUGGCUGGAGCGCAUCCCCUACACAGCACUGGUGGGAGACAUCACCUGCGAGACCCCCUUCCAUUUCCAUGGCAAGGACCUGCGGGAGAUCCGCAAGACCGAGCUCUGCCCCCUGUGGUCCGAGUCAGAAGUGGAGGCGAGCUUGGGGAUCCCUCACUUGUUGUCCAGCAAGGAGAACGCGUGGCCCACCAAGCCUUCAUCCAUGCUGUCCUCCGUCCAUUUCACCGCUUCCUCCGUCGAGUACAAGUCAUCCAAUAAGCAGCCCAAGCCCACCAAACAGCCUCGGACGCCCAGGCCACCAUCCACGUCCCAAGCCUUAUACCCGGGUCCGAACCAGCCCCCUAUCGCCCCCUACCAGACCAGGCCGCCCAUCCCCAUCAUCUGCCCCACCGGGUGCACCUGCAACCUGCACAUCAAUGACCUGGGCUUAACGGUCAACUGCAAGGAGCGAGGCUUCAGCAACAUCUCGGAGCUCCUGCCCCGGCCCCUGAACGCCAAGAAGCUGUACCUGAGCAGCAACCUCAUCCAGAAGAUCUACCGCUCUGACUUCUGGAACUUCUCCUCGCUCGACCUGCUACACCUGGGCAACAACCGCAUUUCGUACGUGCAGGACGGGGCCUUCCUCAACCUGCCCAACCUCAAGAGCCUCUUCCUCAACGGCAAUGACAUCGAGCGGCUGACCCCGGGCAUGUUCCGGGGCCUGCAGAGCUUGCACUACUUGUACUUCGAGUUUAACGUCAUCCGGGAGAUCCAGCCAGCAGCCUUCAGCCUCAUGCCCAACCUCAAGCUGCUAUUCCUCAACAACAAUCUGCUGAGGAGCCUGCCCACCGAUGCCUUCGCGGGCACCUCCCUGGCCCGCCUCAACCUGCGCAAGAACUACUUCUUGCACCUGCCUGUGGCGGGCGUGUUGGAGCACCUCAAUGCCAUCGUGCAGAUUGACCUCAACGACAACCCUUGGGACUGCAGCUGCGAGCUGGUGCCGCUCAAGCAGUGGAUUGACACCAUCAGCUCCGUGAGCGUGGUAGGCGACGUGCUCUGCCGCAGCCCCGAGAACCUGACACGCCGCGACGUGCGCGCGCUCGAGCUCGAUGUGCUCUGCCCUGACCUGCUGCGCGCGCCUGCGCAUGCGCCCGCUGGGUCCUCGCCAGCGCAGCAGCCCGGUGGUGGGGAGCGAAGCCCGGCCUCUGCCUCAGGGGACCCCACAGGCGUGGCACCAGGCGAGUUCGCACCCCCUGGGGGCCCUGUGCCACUGUCAGUGCUGAUCCUCAGCCUGCUGGUCCUCUUCUUCUCUGCUGUCUUCCUAGCGGCUGGCCUGUGUGCCUAUGUGCUGAGGCGCCGCAGGAAGCAGCUGCACUUUCGGGGCGGGGCCAAGCGGGCAGAAGCUGUGGACCUGACGGGGCUGCCUCUGCAGUGCCACCGACUCUUCGACGAGGGUGGCGGCCCUGGGGGCACAGGGGGUGGCAGCUGCGGCGGUGGGGGUGCCCAGCGCUCCUCCCCGGACAAGGCUCCACCGGUGGGACACGUGUAUGAGUACAUCCCGCACCCGGUCACGCAGAUGUGCAACAACCCUAUCUACAAGCCCCGAGAGGAAGAGGAGGACUCACAGCCCCCGCCUCCACUGCAGCUGCCGCCGCCACAAGCUGCAGCGGGGGAUAUAGGGGGUGUGGAGCGCUCCGCCCUGGGCUCCACUUCCGGCUCUAGUUCCGGCCCCUCCGGGGGGCUGCAGGCCAGCUGUGACGCUGAGCCUCCGCGUGGGGAGAGCCACGGUAGCAGCUACCGGACCUUGCUGGAGAAGGAGAAGGAGUGGGCGCUGGCGGUGUCCAGCUCGCAGCUCAACACCAUAGUGAAGGUCAACCACCACGCGCACCCGCUUCCUGUGCCAGAGGCCGCCCGCCUCCCCGACAGGAACGGCGGGGUACUGCUGCUGCCGCCCGCGGGCUUCGGCGGGGACUGCCUGUACGGCACAGCGCCCAGGCUCAAGGAGCUGAGGCUGCACGCGCCGCCCGGCAUGCAGUACCCCGACCUGCAGCAUGACGCGCGCCUCAAGGACCCGCUGCUGGCGGCGCGCUGCUUCCCAGAGCGGCCGCAGCCCGACUACCUAGAGCUCAGGGCCAAACUGCAGGCCAAGCCCGACUACCUCGAGGUGCUAGAGAAGGCCGCCUACCGCUUCUAGAUGCGCGCACACAUACACGUAGUGAAUAAAACCAGUGCUCUCUUCCUUCUUUUCUGCUUUUCUUUCUUCCUUUCCUUACCGCUCCCACCACCACCCCCCUGUCUGUACCCUUCCUCCACCUUUGGGUCAACCGACAAAGGGAAAUAAAAUUUAAAAUUAUCGUCAUCAUCAUCAUCAUCAUCAUCAUGAUGAAAAAUCUAGCCCACCCUUGCUCCCUGUCUACUGGUCCAAGUUUAACUUCAUGCUCACAGACUCGUCCUACCCUGACUGGGACUUGGAAAAAAAAAAAAUCGCAUGAUGGCUAGGAAAACAAAACAAAAAUUACAAAUGUAUGCCUUCCCUGUCAGCCAUGGUCUGGAGGAAGGGCCAUACUGAUAUCAUUAAUGAAGUGCCUUCGCAGACUUUUGCCAGCAAAUGUUACCAUUAUUUUUUUAUACUGAGACUCCGAGACUUUGACUGUGCCCUGUAUAAGGUAUAUUGGGAUCACUGUAUUGAUCCGAAUUAAGUCAAAUUCAAUGUGUCUUUUUUUAAUUUCCAGACACCCCCGCUUUUUUUUUCUCUCACCCUUUUUCUUUUUUUCUUUUACUUGUAGCUUUGUUCAGUGGGAGGGCGGGUGGCUGGGUGGGUGGGGGUGGGGGAGUGGGUGGGGACCAAAAUGGUAAAAUUUCUUUUCUCAUCGCGGCACAGAUUUCUGUACGUGUAUUAACAAGGCAGUUUGCUGCAUGCCUGUGAACUACAGGAUGGGGAGGGAGGGGCGGGUCUUGCUGGAAUGUUCUCACCUACCCUUUUGUCUCUUAGACACAUGCCCACGCCAGUGCCAGUCACAGACCCCGGAAGGGUCAGGUCCCUAAGCCUGCAGCCCCUAGCUUCUGGCGCAGGUACACAUACACACACGCACACACACGCACACACACUCCCAUCAACUCAAUCUGAUCAGUUUAGGUUUGCUCCAUUGUCUCCUCUCCAUGGACUCUCCUCCUCCUGACCCUUGGCGCACAGCUCACAGCCUUUCUCCUGCCUCCCGGGGUAGCAGUCCCACUCUGGGCUGCAGCCCCAGGACCUCUAGGCCUGAGGUGGGGGACGGGUUGUGGGUGGGGUUGCAAUCAGUCGCACAGCCUAAGGGUGAACGAGCACCCUCUUUGUGACAUUUCAUCCUAAUGCCAGGAUUUUUUGGAGAACACCUGCACUUUCUUAUAUACAUAUAUAUAUAUAUAUAUAUAUAUACAUAAUAAAAAUAAUAUAAAAAAGCAACUGGGUAUAUAUCACUAACAGCUUUGUAGGAAGCACUUUUAAUGUUUUUUUUUUCUCUCACACACAACGAUUCAAAAGAAAUGUGCAUAUAUUUAUUCUGUAAUUUCAGUGAUUAUAAAUUGUAAACGUAAUGUUUAAUCAUUGUACAGUGAUUAUGCGUCUGGUAUAGCUUUCCUAAUAAAAUGUUUUUGAAAAGCAUAAUACAUUAUAUAUAAAGGAUACAAAGCUUGAACCUUAACCUCCGGCUA